This is a messenger RNA of Alternaria atra, 2076 nucleotides long. RefSeq lists its product as uncharacterized. NCBI's taxonomy places the organism in Eukaryota, Fungi, Ascomycota, Dothideomycetes, Pleosporales, Pleosporaceae. The record is from RefSeq and is a predicted model, not a curated record. The transcript is spliced from 2 exons. Bases 1 to 2076 code for a protein of 691 amino acids.
AUGUCGUCCACAACGACGACCACAACAAACACAGCCGAAUUCAAAGACAGCGAGCAUAGUUUGAAAGACUUCAAAUCGGCACUGUCUACCACUCGAUCUAGCCAUGAGCCUCCGCAAGGUUUUCGUCUGCAAGAUGUGUUGAUACGGCAACAGUGCGGCAAAGGAAAGGCCAAGAGAUACUACCAGAGGCGCACUCUUGCACAGUAUGCCUUUUUAACAGUCGCAGGUUUAGCCGCGUUCUACAAGCUUGAUAAUACACAAGCACGUGUGGCUGGAAUUGGUCUCCUCUUUCCAGGAGCGGGCUUCGUUGCAGUCUGCACUGUACCCUCUAUCUUAACGCUGGUCUUGACACUAGCCGCUAUUCCGCUUAUUCUAUUUAUGUGGUUCGGUUGCGGGGGGUUGGUAUUUCCAAUUCUGCUGUGGGUAGGAUCUGACCUGCUUGCUGUCGCGCUUGCGAGGGAGACGGUACUGGAAGCCGCGGGACCCAUCGUCACAGUGGCAUGUGUCCUCGGCAUGACAUAUGUGACAUGGAAGACACAGAUGGCGAAUCAAGAAGCCGAGAAGAAGCGCGAGAAACGCAACGCAUUUCUCGUGAAUGCUGUCCAGGAAAACCAGGCGAAGGCCCAGCCAGCUCCAGCUCCGGGAUCACGAGAGGCCGACAAAAAAACGCUCCGCUUCCUGCAGUGGGUGCUUGAGAUGGGGCUUUCACCCAUAGAUGACUUCUCCUACCACGAUGUGAUUGAUCAGUUCCAGACUUCGGCAAUUCGAUAUCAACUUUACCAGGGCAUGUACGAACUCGCAGCCUUCCAAAACCAUUACUGUCCAAACUUUCAUGGGUAUCUUUCAAAAGCUGAGAGAGGCUUGAUCGAAAAGUCGAUGUCGAAAAGAGUGAUGAACUUCUGGAAGUGGGAGUCGCUUAUGGGCAAGUUUACGUUAGAUUGGGACCCCGUGAAGGAAGACAACAUCGUUAGUGGCAUCCCAGCUCUUCCAGUGCAGACUAACAACUCGCAGAUGGUAUCUGGAUACAUUCUGCUUGGGGCUGCAUUGUACCAGAUCGCGACACGGGAUGAUCGAUAUGCUAAAAAGAACUCCAUGGAGUUUGUCGUUACAGACAGCGCCCGGUACAAAUACGACUUAGGCUCGAUCGCCGAUGCCGUCUUUAACAACAUGGACCAGAAUCCUUACAAUCUCUAUCCAUGCGAGCCGAACUGGAUAUAUUCGCUGUGUAAUCUGGUGGGCAUAAGUGGCAUAGUGGCGUCUGACAAGGUGCUAGGCAACGACUACGGAGACAGGCUCAAAGGCCGUUUCGAAGCGGCCCUGGCUAGCGAGUUUUCGAACGCCGACGGCACCAUCUUGCCUAUUCGGAGUGAGCUGACGGGCUUUACGAUUCCGGGACUCGCGGGUGCAAUCUCAGACGUGGCUCCUAGUAUAUUUUGCGGACCAUACCUUCCACACGUUGCGCAUCGCCAUUGGGCGCUUAUGAAGCAGGAAAAUCUUCGUUGGAGGGAUGAUGGACAUCUUGAGUUGACAAAUCUUGUCGGUGCUGAUAAUCUAGACCCUGGUAAUUACAGGAGCGGCCGUGGCUAUGUUCGGGUUGCCAUGGCCAGCGUUGCGACCGAAUUCGGGGAUUACAAGAUUCGCGAUGAACUGAUGCGACAGACGGAUGAGGAGCAAUUCCCGGUCUAUGAAACGCGCACUGGGGCAUUGAAGAAUAAAGGACUAUCAACCCUUGGCCAAAUCAACACUUUGAGGAGCAGAUUAGGUGCUCAUGGCGAUUGGAACAGUCUUCUCAGGGAUGGUCCUUCAGAGCACUGCUUCCGCGCGCCGAUUCUGGACGAGGUACCUUUUCCAGAUGUUCUUGUCGGAAAAGCCUACUCGCAUGACGGGGAGUCUGUCGAAUUGGUGCUUUACAAUGGAAAGACGGCUGGGACGUUCACUCUAGGCUUCAAGAAUAUGAAAGCAGGUAGAGUUUACAGGCUGGGCUCACAGACUGCGGUGGCAGACCAAAAGGGCGAGGCUCAAUUUUCAGUCUUGAUUGACGGAAGAACGGCUGUCUUUCUAGAGCCUGUGGAUUAG